Molecule: messenger RNA, 3231 nt
Organism: Spirodela intermedia
Lineage: Eukaryota; Viridiplantae; Streptophyta; Magnoliopsida; Alismatales; Araceae
Source: the annotation of a GenBank genome assembly
AUGUACAGGGAUCAAGGAGGGUCCUCAAAGUCGGAAAUUGGCCCAUUUGAUCGGAAGCGAAUUAAUGAUGCUCUGGAUAGGCAGCUGGAGAAAUCGGCGUCGUCAUAUUCCAAAGGGAUGAACGGCAAGGACAAGGAAAGAUUCUUGGUGCCAUCCACCUCUGUGGGAAAGCAACCCGACCUACGUUUUCUGUCGAAGAACAAGCCCCUUGAUAGUAAGUUUAUGAUUCUUGCUACACUAUUUGCGCAUCACUGCAUUGAGCAUUGGGGGCCAUAUAGAACCAUCCUGCUUGAUGAUUAGGAUUAUUUUCUAUGUUUUUUUUUUCCUGAACACAUUUGGUUUGACGUAGUCAGUUGGACUAUUAUUGAAGUGUGUGCUUCUUGUUCUUCAAGAAAGAUUGUACCUUUUCCCCUGUUCUCCAAGCUGGAAUAUCCAUCUCCUACAGACUCUAAAUCGAUAUGUUCUUGACGAAAUGGAUUUCAUGAAGAAAUAAGUCAGUAUCUUUUUUGACGAGUUUUUGGUUAAUCAAUAUCUUUUAUAAGCAAGCUUGUGAAAUUCUCAAAAUUUAAGACCACUCAGAUGUAUGGAGUGGCCCGCUCAUCCUUUUUAUUCGGCCUCACUAAAUCGGAAAAUUACAGGAAAAAUAGGUAGAAGAAAGUCGUAUUUCUUGCUUAUUUUUCGACCUCUUCUUCCUAUUCAUCCCUCAACAGUCUUAUUUCCUUCUUGAAAUAUGUUAAUCGGUUUAUUUUGAACGAUUAUCUGACAUCCUUCCUAGUUGUAGAUUCGUUUUGCUUCUAUCCACUUGAUAACAUAUCUACCAGCUACUCUAGCCAUAAUAGUGUUGGUGAAUGGGCCAGAAAUAUGUUGGGCUUAAAGUCUCUCAUCAUCACCUCUAGACUAAAAUGGUGAUGAGAGAUCCGAGCGAAGCUUUCUGGUACUCUUGUCAUGCCGACAUUUUUUAUCUUUAUGGCUGAGUGAAGAGGAGCUUUUAGUUGGUGUUUUGUGUUAAUGUUUCUCAUAGUUGAUCUCCUAUAAAGUAUGUACUGCCGCUGGAGUGUUAUUCCAGGACUGUUAUUUUUGACCAACGACGCAGAUGAACUUUUGAAGGGACGAACAAUCGCAUGCAGAAAGAACACAGCUCAGUCAAUGCGGGUUUCUUUAAAAGUUUUAAAUAAUGACUUGCAAUGAGAAAAAUCUAUCAGGGUUUUGUUUUCAGUGAAUGCAACUUGUUUAAAUAAUGGCCGAUCAUAUGGGUCUUUUGAAGGAAACUUCAGUACUUCUCAUUUAUUUAUGUAUUCAUUUUAAGGGUAUCUUCUGGGUCAUUUGAAAUCCAUAUUUGUUUCAAUGGGACGUUAGCAUGCUUUUUGUAUUUCAAAAUAUGACUUUUAGUGAUAUAAUUGAAUUUUGAUUCAUUGACGGAUGCCUCUGAUGAUGAUGAUGAUGCCAACGAGGGUUCCUGAUCAGCUUUUUUUUUUCCUGAUUUUCAUUGCAGAAGAAUAUGAAACAGACAGUGAAGAAUCAGAUGUUAGUGGCUCUGAUGGUGAAGAUACUUCAUGGAUCUCAUGGUUUUGCAGUUUGAGAGGGAAUGAAUUUUUCUGUGAGGUUGAUGACGAGUACAUUCAGGAUGACUUCAACCUCUGUGGGUUAAGCAGCCAAGUUCCUUACUAUGAUUAUGCUCUUGAUCUGAUUUUGGAUGUAGAAUCUUCUCACGGUAAGAAUUUUCAGGCAACUCCUCAUAAGAUCAUUCAUGAGAUGUAUGGUGAAAUAUGAUAGGAAUGUAUUACAGUUGCUUAACCUUCACUUUUCCAUUACGUUGAACGCUUUUAAAAAAUAUCUUAAUACUUGUGUAGUAAAAUUAAUAGUUGGAUCAGGAACGAUGCAUCUUUUACAUGUGGACAUGAAGCGAGCUUUAGGCACUUAGGGCGUCGUAUUGCAUUAUUCUCCUUCGAUGCCGGUGUUCUUUGCAUGUGAAUGGCUGUUUUUAUUUAAAUUUAUGGUGUUGAAAUUGUUGUUCUAUACUUCCAUUUGUAGUUAGUGUGGUGUUACCUCGAUUAUAAAAAGAUGCUUCAUUCGGAAGUAAUGUGCUCCUGUUUCGUUAUAAAUUAUCCUUGUUCCGUUUGCAUCUAAUCCAUCUUAUUAUUCGAACAAAUCAGGUGAUAUGUUCACCGAGGAACAGAAUGAAUUGGUUGAAUCAGCUGCAGAGAUGCUGUAUGGUCUUAUCCAUGUCCGCUACAUACUGACGAACAAAGGGAUGGCUGCCAUGGUGAAUCUUCUGCAUCCAGCAAUAUUCAUCACUGCUGCUAUAUUUUUUUUCUCUGCUAAGAACGGUUUUAGUUUCGUCUGUGAAACUCUGCAGCUUGAGAAAUUCAAAAGCUAUGACUUUGGGAGGUGCCCAAGAGUUUACUGCUGCGGGCAGCCUUGUCUUCCCGUUGGCCAAUCAGACAUCCCCCGAUCAAGCACGGUGAAGAUCUACUGCCCGAAAUGCGACGACAUUUAUUACCCAAGAUCAAAAUACCAAGGCAGUAUCCUUAAAUGAUUCCAUCUUCGCUCAAUUUAGCUUUCUGAUUCUAGGUCAUAGGCUCACUCCUACCCAUUGUUUUCUCAGGUUGGGCAGAGAUUUUCUUACAAAGACAUAAAUUGCUUUUUAUAUUAUAAUUGGUAGGGUUUUCUACCGGUUCAUUUGUGAGAAUGAAGUUGAUCCAUGACUAUUAGGUGGCCGAUUAUUUAAAUGUCAUACAAUAUUAACCCAAUAUAUGCAGUCACGCUGGAAAACCAGGACAAUAUUCGUACAUAAUUCCAUCUUCCUUUCAUUUAAGUUUCUGGUUCUAGACCCUUGGCAUAAUCCUACCUAUAGUUUUCUGAAGCUGAGUUCCUUGGGAAGUUGAGUGGCCAUUUUGGAAGUUCAUUUAUGAGAAUGAAAUUCAUUAAAAAAGGCUAUUAAUCUUCUUUCAUGUGUGCAGUGGUAGCCUUAAUUUUGGACCAUUUGAAGUCAAUGUCUGCCAAUAACCUGUUUCCUUGCUGAUUUUCUGCCACUGCUCGAGAUAUUAUGGCCCAAAUUUUGUAUUUCAUUGAGAAAAUAAAUCUCUUGACUCGUCUGAAGAUUUGGAUGGAGCUUACAUCGGUACGACUUUCCCUCACCUAUUCCUGAUGACCUAUGGCCACCUGAAGCCGCAGAAACCACCGCAGAAUUAUGUGCCGAGGGUCUUCGGCUUCAAGGUCCACAAGCACUGA